Molecule: messenger RNA, 1431 nt
Organism: Schizophyllum commune H4-8
Lineage: Eukaryota; Fungi; Basidiomycota; Agaricomycetes; Agaricales; Schizophyllaceae
Product: DUF1212-domain-containing protein
Exons: 8
Coding region: 1-1431 (476 amino acids)
Biological process (GO): transmembrane transport
Molecular function (GO): transmembrane transporter activity
Source: RefSeq, a predicted model, not a curated record
AUGGCCCACCGUCGGAAGUUCAUACUCGUACUUGCGAAGGCUCUGCUCACGUUCGGCGCUCCUUCUCAUCGAAUCAACUCUCAGCUGGCUGCCGCCUCAGGGAUCUUAGAGGCCAACGCGGAGUUCAUAUAUAUACCAAACAUUAUUAUCGUCUCGAUGAAGAACGAUGGCGAGAGGAACACGACUACUCGCUUCGUCCGCGUCUCUGGCCGCAUAGCUCUCUCUGCUCUGCACAAGGUGCACCUCAUCUACCGUAGCGUCUUACGCGACAAGGUCGGCGUCACGGAGGCAACUCAUGCUCUCAACGAUCUUCUACGAACCGGGCCUAUCUAUCCACUGUUUGUGCGCUGCGUCUUGGCUUUCUGCAUGGGGACCAUUCUCUGUGGGCUUUCCUUCGGUGGUUCUAUUCUCGACAUGAUCAUCAGUGGUCUCUGCGCGUGCGCUCUCCAGUACCUUGGGCUCAGCGCGGUCAAUAAGAGUUCCGUGUACGCGAACGUCUACGAGAUUUCGGUGACAAUUCUCGUCGCUUUCGUCGCUCGGGCUCUGGGGAGCAUUCCCGGUCAUCCAUUUUGCUACAAUGCUAUAUCUUCCUCUGGGAUCGUCCUCGUUCUUCCGGGAUUUACAGUUUUGAUGAGCUCCCUCGAACUAAUGUCAAGAAAUAUAUUUUGCGGGUCAGUCAGGAGCGUUUACGGUGGCAUAUACACACUCUUUCUGGGCUUUGGGUUGUCUAUAGGGUCUGACAUGUUCUUGGUCAUUGAUCGCCAUGCUCGCAAGGAAUACUACGCCACCUUCAUGUACAAGCUCAACCAUACGCACGGCCACUUCACCAUGGUGAACGGGACCGCGCCAUUCAUACCCAUCGGUGGCGUACUAUCUACAGGCAGUAUGGCCAGCUAUCAGCUUGAGCAUCUUACGCAUGGCUGCUUUCGAGAACCAGACUGGCCGUGGUGGAAGCAGCCGCUCCCUUGGUGGACGGCAUUCUUCCUUGUCCCGCUAUACUCCACAUGCUCGUCCCUCAACAACCUGCAGUCAUAUCGAAGUAAACAACUACCGAUCAUGGUCAUCUUCUCCUGCUGUUCGUACACGGCAAACCGCCUAGUUUCCACCGUCCUUCCGGGCCGACCAGACUUAGUCGCUGCUACCGGAUCCUUCGUGAUAGGCAUACUGGGAAACCUCUACUCGCGCAUCGCGCAUGGGACGGCCUUUACGUCGAUGGUGACUGGGGUCCUUUUUCUAGUACCGUCUGGCAUUGCGCAGUCUGGCGGGGUCGCGCAGACAUAUCAUAGUUCUGCCGAGCAGUACAACAGCGGCUUCACGCUCGCUGUUCGCAUGAGUUGCGUUUCUAGCGGGGUCACCAUCGGUCUGCUGGUCAGUCAGGUUAUUGUAUACCUCUUCGGGCGUAGGAAGAAUGCGGCGCACUUCGCUUUCUGA